Molecule: messenger RNA, 1965 nt
Organism: Neurospora tetrasperma FGSC 2508
Lineage: Eukaryota; Fungi; Ascomycota; Sordariomycetes; Sordariales; Sordariaceae
Product: lipoic acid synthetase mitochondrial precursor
Exons: 2
Coding region: 101-1393 (430 amino acids)
Biological process (GO): lipoate biosynthetic process
Cellular component (GO): mitochondrion
Molecular function (GO): 4 iron, 4 sulfur cluster binding; lipoate synthase activity
Source: RefSeq, a predicted model, not a curated record
AUAUCAUCCGCAUCCGCCACCCAAGAUCCCCCGGCUUGUUUGCAGCAGUUCACGACUGGUAGGGUUCCGGCAAGCUCAACACCAAGACUUAUCACACAUUAUGGCUUCACCGGUCCCGAUCCAGCGUCUCCAGGCGCCUUUGCGGAGGUCUCUUGCGCGUGCCGCCGCCCUGUCGACUCGGUCAUACGCCACCAUCCCAUCUGGCCCAUCCAGCCAGCCGACAUCGCAAGAGUCAUCAUCAGCUGCAUCCGCAUCCGCGCCCGCAACCAAGCCGCGCCCGACCUACUUCAAGGACACCACUCUCGCUUCCCUCGACGACUUUAUCGCAAGCCAAUCGUCAGCCGCUCCUCUCGCACCCAGCGAAGCUUACACCCUGCGCACAGCCGAAGUCGGACCCGCCGGCAAGAAGCGUACCAUCACCCGCUUGCCUGAAUGGCUCAAGACACCCAUCCCGAGUGCUGGCGCGAACCCCGAAUUUGCCAAGAUCAAGGCCGACCUGCGCGGUCUCAAUCUUCACACAGUAUGCGAGGAGGCUAGGUGUCCCAACAUCGGCGAGUGCUGGGGCGGCUCUAACAAGGCCGCCGCGACGGCCACCAUCAUGCUCAUGGGCGACACCUGCACCCGUGGCUGUCGCUUCUGCAGCGUCAAGACAAGCCGCAAGCCGCCUCCGCUGGAUCCUCACGAGCCCGAGAACACCGCUGAGGCUCUGGCCCGCUGGGGUCUCGGUUAUGUUGUGCUGACGAGUGUCGACCGUGACGAUCUGGCCGAUGGUGGUGCCCGGCACUUUGCAGAGACGAUUCGCCGGAUCAAGCAAAAGAAGCCGACCCUGCUUGUCGAGGCCUUGACCGGUGACUUUGCUGGUGACUUGGACAUGGUCAAGAUUGUGGCGGAGAGCGGACUGGAUGUGUAUGCGCAUAACGUUGAGACUGUUGAGAACUUGACACCUUACGUGCGUGAUCGCCGUGCCACAUUCCACCAGAGUUUGAAGGUGUUGGAGCACGUUAAGAAGGUCCGGGGCAAGGAAGGCAUUAUCACCAAGACCAGCAUCAUGCUUGGUCUGGGUGAGACUGAGGAGGAGCUCUGGGAGGCUUUGAGGGAAUUGAGAAAGGUCGACGUCGAUGUCGUUACCUUUGGACAGUACAUGCGCCCAACCAAGAGACAUCUCGCGGUCGAGAAGUACAUCACUCCCGACGAGUUCGAGCUCUGGAGGCAGCGUGCCCUUGACAUGGGCUUCCUGUACUGCGCUAGUGGUCCUCUGGUCCGUUCUUCAUACAAGGCCGGCGAGGCUUUCAUCGAGAACGUCUUGAGAAAGCGCUCCGGCGAGAAGGCUGUCUCUAAGGCUCUUGGUCAGGCGGUUGCCGCCGGGGAGGCGACUAGCGCCCAGUCCCCUUGAGGCAGCUUGUGUUAGAUGUGGUUUGCGGAGCGUGUUUCAACAUUCAUAAUCGGGAUCUAGGCUUUCACAGCUAUCCUAUGGCGGGUAACAUAAUAGACGGAUGACGGAUCGGUCAUUAGGCACCUUGGGGGUCGCAUGCGUUUUGGCGUUAGGGGAGAUUCAUUCUUUCGGUUACUUUGAAAAAAAAAACAUUCAUUCGUUUGCCGUGUCUGAAUAUAAUAUUGUAACAACAGUUCUACACAGGGGGCAUCGGGAGAGAGAUUCCCAUGUCCAAAAGGAUGCAUCAUACAAACUCCCUCAGCCCACUAAAAAGCUUUUGAAGCACUCCUCAUCGUGCGAUCACUUACUUGUACGGGUAUCUCAAAAACCCUGCGUACAGUGAUGCUUUCUUACCAACACGAUGACCCGAGCCCAUCUGGGUUUUGAAAAGAGUUUAUUCGCCUCUGGGCGUACCGACACCAUCUCCAAACCACAACAAACCUCUGGGUUCCUUGUAGCCAUGCUCUCUUUUACCAAGAGGCCUUCUUGACACCCGGAAUGUUACCCAUCAGGGCGUUCAUACGGAAAUUGUA